Messenger RNA from Gongylonema pulchrum, 711 nucleotides. The record is from the annotation of a GenBank genome assembly. NCBI's taxonomy places the organism in Eukaryota, Metazoa, Nematoda, Chromadorea, Rhabditida, Gongylonematidae.
AUGAGUGAUAUCGUUAAGUUCGACUCCAGUGAUGAUGAAUUUGUUGCACAAAAAGCACGAAAAAGGAAAAAUAAACAUAUAAAAAUGAAGGCCAAAAGAAGACGUGUACAAAUUGAAGACGACAGUGACAGCAGUGAUGGUGACAAAAGUGUUAGUGGUGAUGGUGAUAGUGGUGAUAACAGUAACGAUAGUGGCCAUGAGGAAGACGAGGCGAACGGGAAGGAAAGAAAGUCCAAGCGAGGGGUCCGCAAGAUGAUGAGCAAAAGCAAGCUGCAAAAAGAUACGAUUGACGCGGAGUUAGCUGAAAAAGAGAGAAGAAAACGUUUGGAAGCAAAGCAAAAGGAGUUUAAUGGAAUCGAAUUGGCGAAUGAACCGGAUUUAGCCACUGCACUAAACGCUUCACCGUACGGCCCAAAACAGCAGCGUUUGAAAAGCGUUGUGCUUGAUCCGGACAAGAACGGAAAUCCGCCUUGUCCAGUGAGCGUUCAUCCCUCACUGGUCAGUUGCCUGAAACCACACCAAGCUAAGGGCAUUCAGUUUUUGUACGACAGUGCUAUCGAAUCACUGGAUCGAUUGGACGAACCUGGCGGUGGUGGCAUCCUGGCGCACUGUAUGGGUCUUGGCAAAACUCUGCAGUGGGAAAACCCAUCCAUCUAUGGUUUACCGUUCCGUUUUGGUUAUGGAUUGUUACCGAUUUGCUUAGCAUGCUGA